Messenger RNA from Polyodon spathula (Mississippi paddlefish), 2350 nucleotides. Its product is annotated as adenylosuccinate synthetase isozyme 1 B-like. The record is from RefSeq and is a predicted model, not a curated record. The transcript is spliced from 13 exons. Lineage: Eukaryota; Metazoa; Chordata; Actinopteri; Acipenseriformes; Polyodontidae. Gene Ontology annotation, molecular function: adenylosuccinate synthase activity; GTP binding. Gene Ontology annotation, cellular component: cytoplasm. Bases 83 to 1453 code for a protein of 456 amino acids. Gene Ontology annotation, biological process: 'de novo' AMP biosynthetic process; IMP metabolic process.
UGGUUACUCGGUGUUCUGAGUUUAGAUUCAGGACGUCUGUUUAUUCCAAACUGUCUGCAGCAGAAGCGGCGUUGGUGUAAAGAUGUCCAGCGGCUGGGGAGCAAAAGAUCAUAAGAACUACUCCAACCCUCCAAGCGCUGGGACCAAGCGACCUAGAAGCGACUUUGGGAACAAAGUCACAGUCGUUCUCGGAGCGCAGUGGGGAGAUGAAGGGAAGGGGAAAGUGGUCGAUCUGCUUGCAACAGAAUCUGAUAUAAUUUGCAGGUGCCAGGGUGGAAACAAUGCCGGUCACACAGUGGUGGUGGAGGGAAAGGAGUAUGAUUUCCAUCUCUUACCCAGCGGAAUCAUCAACCAAAAAGCCAUUUCCUUGAUCGGAAACGGUGUUGUCAUACAUCUGCCUGGCUUGUUUGAAGAAGGUGAUAAAAAUGAGAAGAAAGGAUUAAAAGACUGGCAAAAAAGAUUGAUCAUUUCAGAUCGAGCUCAUAUUGUGUUUGAUUUUCACCAGAAAGUGGACGGGCUUCAGGAAAUUGAGAGACAAGAACAAGAUGGGAAAAACAUUGGAACUACCAAGAAGGGAAUUGGGCCGACAUACUCCAGUAAAGCAGAGAGAACUGGCCUCCGGGUGUGUGACCUGCUUGCUGACUUUAAGGAUUUCUCUUCAAGAUUUAAGCAGUUGGCCCUGCAGCACCAGUCUAUGUUUCCUAGUCUGGAGGUAGACAUUGAUGGUCAACUGAAAAAACUAAAGGACUAUGCUGAGAGAAUACGGCCCAUGGUGAGGGAUGGUGUCUAUUUCAUGUAUGAAGCUAUUCAUGGACCUCCAAAGAAAAUCCUAGUAGAAGGUGCCAAUGCGGCCUUGCUUGACAUUGACUUUGGCACAUACCCGUUUGUCACCUCGUCCAACUGCACCGUGGGAGGGGUGUGCACUGGCCUGGGGAUCCCCCCACUCAACAUCGGGGAGGUCUACGGGGUGGUGAAAGCUUACACCACACGUGUGGGCAUUGGAGCUUUCCCCACAGAGCAGAAUAAUGAAGUUGGAGAACUGCUACAGACCAGAGGCCAUGAAGUGGGCGUGACCACGGGCAGGAAGAGGCGCUGUGGUUGGCUGGACCUCGUCAUCCUGAGAUACGCAAACAUGAUUAACGGCUUCACUGCUUUAGCUUUAACAAAACUGGAUAUCCUGGAUGUUAUGGAUGAGAUUAAAGUGGGAAUUGCCUACAAGUUAAAUGGGAAGAGAAUUCCAUAUUUCCCAGCUAACCAAGAGGUCCUGCAGCGACUGGAGGUGGAUUAUGAGACCCUGCCGGGCUGGAAGAGCGACACCACCACUGCCAGGAAGUGGGACGACCUGCCGCCCAAGGCACAGAACUACAUCCGAUUUGUGGAGAACCAUAUUGGUGUUCCUAUUAAAUGGGUUGGUGUCGGAAAGGCCCGAGAGUCAAUGAUCCAGCUGUUCUGAAUACCCGUCUGCCUCCACUCGAUCAAGACCACGAGGCUCCCUGACAGCCUGCUCAACACACUGUAGUUCCAAGUGAUGUUCAUGGUGAUGCAUAAAUAGUGGAAAUCAACUGAAUCUUUACUAGGCAAUAUGAGUGGUGACACUUUAAAAAGAGACAAAGGUGUGGUCUGAGGUUUUAACUAAAAGCCAUACCCUUUACUGGCAUCUGUACUGUUUUCACUGCAAUUGAAUUUCUUACACGUUUUUGAAAUUAUAGGGAGAUAUUGGACACAUAAUUAAAAAGCUUACUGAAAAUUCCGUGUUUUUGUGUACCUUUUAAUGGUAUUGUUUACUUCUCAGAGAAAGUCAAUUCUGAAUUGACAAAACAUGGGGUCGGAUUCAAGAAGCAAAGGGUUUUAACUGAAAUGAAUAAUUCUGAAUGAAUAAUCUUACCUUCCAUUCAUUAACUCACAGGUGUAGUUUUGAAAGGAACAUAAGAUUUACCUAAGAUAUAUUUCUGUUUAAAUUAGCACUGGUAAUUAUAGGUUUAAGAAACUCAAGUGCACAUGUAACAGACUAACUGAAAGUAAGGCAUGCAAACUGAGAGCUUUCUUUAACCUAGGAUAGCAACAGACCUCUCCUUAAGGUAUGCAAACUACACCUUGAACAAACAGUUUUGAAUAAUUAGGGUGCUCUUGUAUUAUGUGUAUCUGUUUGGCGUUACUUACUUCAAUAGGCAUCCCGCUAUUUUGAUUUACUGUAUGUAUUACAUUGUAUGUUCUAAAGUGUAAAGGCUAAGAAGUAUUGUGAUUGAACUGCAUGCUGUCUGAAUGCAUUUAUACUACAGUGCCCAUCCUUUCUCCAUCAGGAAAAACAGAAUCAAGCAGCUAACUUUUUCUAAUAAAGUAAGAUUAACCU